This is a messenger RNA of Nothobranchius furzeri (turquoise killifish), 1001 nucleotides long. Lineage: Eukaryota; Metazoa; Chordata; Actinopteri; Cyprinodontiformes; Nothobranchiidae. The record is from RefSeq and is a predicted model, not a curated record.
AUGGCGCUGUGGGCAGCAGUGGACCUUACCAGCAGACGGAGGAGAGCUGAAGCUCUUCAUCUGACACAAGCAUUCCGCUACACCCCAACGCAGCUCUACCAAGACGAGCCUCAAUAUCAUCACGACCACGGCAAAGGACAUCAUCACAAGGUUUUAAGUCACAGGAUGCUGAAGAUGUUUGAGGCUCCAAUUUUCAAAAAUGCUGCUUUAGGGUUUCUACUUCAAUGUCAUGUUUACUCACUGAGGAGUCAAAUCAGCAUGGAGCUCAUUUACUCCAUCUCAGCUGUUCCCACUCAGCAAUCAGCUACAAUUGUCUCCAGCCACCCUGAGGAUCAUUUAAAACCAGUUCCUGCAGGUUGGAGUCACUAUCAGAAGGUUCUGAACUUUGUGUUGGUGCAGUCUGUCAGCAUUAGCAGCAAAAUGAGGGUGUUGUGGAUUUCUUUCCUGCUGAUCGGAGGCAUCUUCUGUGCUCCUCAACAAGCAGUCCCUGAAGGUGAACCACCCAUGUGGAUGUAUUUGGCUUCACCUUCUGGACAAGCUCAGUCCCCACCAGCUUAUGAGAAACCUGUGGGACAGUCUAGUGGCUACGUGGGCUACAGUGGCUAUCCUCAGCAAUCCAGUGGUUCUGGCGUCCCUCAGGUUGGUCAGCAAGGAGCUACAGGCAGCAGUGGACCUUACCAGCAGACUGAGGAGACCUGGAGCUCUUCAUCUGACACCAGUGGUGAGGAUGAGCCUGUCUUCACUCCUGUGGAGGACGAGGAUGAGGUGUACGCUUUCAAGUCUCGGUCCAAUUACAACAUUAAGCGCCUGCUGUUCAACCAGUUCCGCUACACCCCAACGCAGCUCUACCAAGACGAGCCUCAAUAUCAUCAUCACCACCACGGCAAAGGACAUCAUCACAAGGCUUAAGUCACAGGCUGCUGAAGAUGUUUGAGGCUCCAAUAUUUAAAAAUGUUGCUCUGGGAAGUCUGGCUCUUCAAUAAAGACUUUUUAGAAAGCUC